This is a messenger RNA of Cyclocybe aegerita, 1152 nucleotides long. The record is from the annotation of a GenBank genome assembly. Lineage: Eukaryota; Fungi; Basidiomycota; Agaricomycetes; Agaricales; Hemipholiotaceae.
AUGGAACAAUUGCUUGCUCCCCCUCUUUUCCACGGCAAGGGCAGAGAUCCUGGAGGUGGUAAAUCAGCUAUGGAUAUCAGCGCCAAGCUCGCCAAUGAAGGCAGAAGGGUUGUCAACGUGUUCCAAAAAGCAGAUGUGUUCCUCGCUGCCAAGACCAAGCUUCCCGACAUUAUUCGGAAAGGGCGGCUGCUCUCUGUGUUUUCCCCCCAUAUUGUUCUUAGAACACGUUUGGAACGCUUUCUACACACGACGGCACUCGGGAGCUGGAUUACGAGGAAUUUCUGGAACAAGCUUGAACAGACGUCGUUUGACUCUUUCGCUCUCCCGAAAGACUCGCCCCUCCGUAAUACAUCCUCCAACUUCUGGGGAAUUCGGAUCAACGAUGAAGGGAGAGUGAACCCCAAGAACUACUACUCCCUCGUGAAUGCCGGUCAAAUCGAACUUGUAGCGCCAGCACGCGCUCUAGGUUUCACAGGGGAUGGGAAAUCGGUCAGGCUCAGCAAUGGCCAAGAAGUUACCGCCCAAGUCGUCAUCCUCGCUACGGGAUGGAAGAGCUCGUGGACGCAGAUAUUUGACGAAAGUACAAUGGAGGAGCUUGGGCUUGGACGACAUCCUCCGACUACUGACGUUAGCAUAGCGGCACACAGUUGGGAUUACAAGACACUGGAAAGCGCUCCUACUAUGCAUCCCGAGAAUCAAGUACAGAAAUGGGUAACCUCUGUUUAUCGUGGCCUUGUCCCUGGCAAGAACAUCAACAAGCGCGACUUCGCAAUCGCCGGCGCUAUCUUCACCGCGAAUAACGGGUACACGAGCGAAGUCGCCGCCCACUGGAUCUCGUCCUAUUUCCAAGGAGAUCCCAUGCGCAUUCCCUCUUCGCCGGAAGAAGCCAUUGCCGAGGCUGAACUGAGGUCGGCUUGGAUGAGGAGGAGGUACCCGAACAUGUGCUCCUGGGUAAACGAGAGCUACAGCAGCACGCUCGACUUCUGGACCUGGCCUCAAGCAGUGGACGAGCUGCUGGAAGACAUGCAUCUCCCGAGCAUGAGAAGUAGCGGGAACUUCUUCACUUGGCCAUUCAAAGUCAUCGACUUGAAAGAGAUUUCGACGCUCGGAGAGGAGCGGCGGGCUAAUCGAGAGCGAGCACGAAGUUUAUGA